AUGGGAAGGUGGAUUUUCACCGUUAUCGGAAUAGUUUUAAAAUUUCGAAAUGUUGAAUUAUUUUCAUCGAAAAGUAUUUCUAUAACGAUUCUUGGUAUUUCAAUUAUAAACUGGGCAUGUGCGCUUAUAAAAUUAUUGGCAUUUGCGGAAAACGAAAAUUUCUGGAAAAUUCCUGGGAUUUGGUUCUCAUUAUCGUUUUCUAUUGUUUCAACAGUAAUUUUAAUAAUUCUUUGGCAAUUUAUCAUUUGCUCAAGAUCGUCGUUCAAUUAUCGUUCGUUGAUUAAUGAUGCAAGAGAGACGGGAGAUUCUGAAAAUUCAAGAAAAGGUGCUUUUGAACAUGCCGUACGAUUAUUACAGUAUUGUUUAAAUUAUUGGCAAUGGUAUUUAGCGGCUCGUAUCUUUAUUCCAUAUUUUACGGGACAAGUUGUCGCAACUAUCGUACAAACCCGAGAAAUAACAUCGUUGCUUCGUUCUAUUGUAUCUAUUUCUAUAUUAACUACGUUAAGAUUCGGAUAUCAGCAGCCUCCAUAUCUUCCUUUCUCCAUAUGCCGAGAAGAUAUUUCGAUCGGUGAUUAUACUAUUUGGUUAUGCCUUUUAGUUGUUCCUUCUUGCAUUUUACAUACGAUCACUAUGUUCUUGGAUUGCUUCUGA
Molecule: messenger RNA, 651 nt
Organism: Dracunculus medinensis (Guinea worm)
Lineage: Eukaryota; Metazoa; Nematoda; Chromadorea; Rhabditida; Dracunculidae
Source: the annotation of a GenBank genome assembly